GAUCAGUUAACAACAGGCCUUGGAAAUGUCACACUGUCACUUAAACCACUCUUCCCAGUGCAGUGAAACAUGGAAAUAUGCAGUUGCUGAUCCUGAGGACGCAUGGCACAUACCUAUGACUGAGCAGGGUUUUGGGAGAAAAUAGCAGUCACAUGGGCUCACAGUGAGGACAGCAGCAGGAGGAACGUGAAGCUCUUCUCUUCUGUUAUCAGGCCUGCCACAGCAUGUCCCUGUGUCUUAUCAGCCCUGACAGAGCUGGGUUCUGACGUGCUGAGCCUCCAUUCAUCCUGCCAUAGGGUGCUAUAGGGGCCGGCCCCACUGCCUCCCAUUUGCACAUAAAGAGGUGCUGUGACACACGUCAUGACAGAUGUGAACAAGGUCUGGCGGACAGACACCGUGAAGAGAGGCAAUGCUGGACCUCAUCAUCCUCAGCAUCCAUUACUUCAUCUGCUUUCUCAUCUCCAUGGCCAUCUGGCAUGGAGCAAAGGUUUUGAGGGGAGAAGGUGGUUAAAGUGCAGAGAUGCGGAUUUGCACAGCUCAAGCACAGGAACAGCUGAAGCGGGGCCAGAUGGUCUUAUAUUUAUUGGCAAAGAAGAGGACAUAAAGAAGUCUGGAAGAAUAACAGCCAAAAUCGAUGGCAGAGAAAUUGUUGUUUUCUACCAUGAGGGGAAAUUUCAUGCUCUGGACUCUCGCUGCUACCAUGAAGGAGGUCCUUUGUGUCAAGGAGAAAUAGAGGAUAUCGAUGGCCAAGCAUGUAUUGUUUGUCCUUGGCAUAAGUUUAAAAUUACCUUGGAAACAGGAGAAGGAUUAUAUGAAGGAAUAAACCCUCUGGAGCCAUCACCAACACCACAGUGGCAAUCAAAAGGUGUCAAACAAAGGACUCAUAAGCUCACCAUAGACAAUGGAAGACUUUAUGUGUGUCCUCCAGAUUUGUCUGUGAGCUUUGACUCUGAUUAUUUUGCUGAAAAGUACAAAAUCGGUGGUGAGUUAGCCAUGGUAAAACAAAGCCACUCAGAAGCAGCAGAGUAGAUUGUGGCCAGAAAGCAGAAUUCUGGGGAAUGCACCAAUGAAGAACCAUUGUCAUGAAAUAAAAAUGUACUGUGCCACGAAGAUUAUUUCCAGAUUAAAUUCUAUUGUUAAUGUUUUAUUAAAGGAUUUAAACAUAUAGAAUUGAGUAGGACAAGAUGCCCUGCAUUGCCAGAAAUGUGACUGAUCUUGUGCUGAGGAUUUUUUUUUUCAUUUCAGAAAGUCUUAUUUUACAGCAGAGUGCCUCAUCAUAUUUGAAAUUUUAGAAGCCCUAUUUUGCUAGAACUUUUUUAAAUUUUAAGAGGGGAUAUAGUAUAUUACGGCUUAGAAAACUUAUUACAUAGUUAAAGGUAAAUAGUCAGGUGUAAAGGUUAUGUUUAUAUACUUAACAGUUUCUGCUUAUAAUGCCUUCAGUAUAAAUGACAUGGAAAUUUUAAAUUUUUUUUGGUAUUUGAUCCCUAGGUUUUAUUAAGUUCCACAAAUGGAAGUACAAAUAUGUUGAGCUUUUUUAUACCUAUUUGUGCAUUACUGCCAUGAAUCUAUAGAGGUAUUUAUUUUCCUUCUCCUCAAUGAACUCCUCUUGUUCAAAUUAUUACAUAAUGUGACAAUGACAUCGUCAAAUAAUGUGACAAGGAUUUAUUAUGUAUAACUUGUUCUUCCUGAUUCUGUUGGUUAAAGAGGAAGUUGUUGGGUAUAGUAUGUGAUGUAGUGCCCCUCAUUUGCUUGUGAUUAUUUUUUGUAAAUACAUUUUUACACAUUCAUUUGAAAAUAUGUGCUUUCUGUUUAGAGCCAAAACUUGUGAUUUCCUAUGUGUAGUCACUGUAUAACAUAACACCUGCCCCAAAAA
Messenger RNA from Empidonax traillii (willow flycatcher), 1873 nucleotides. RefSeq names its product Rieske Fe-S domain containing (gene RFESD). The coding region runs from base 361 to 1029 and encodes 222 amino acids. The transcript is spliced from 5 exons. The record is from RefSeq and is a predicted model, not a curated record. Gene Ontology annotation, molecular function: 2 iron, 2 sulfur cluster binding. NCBI's taxonomy places the organism in Eukaryota, Metazoa, Chordata, Aves, Passeriformes, Tyrannidae.